AUGGCACGAUCCCAAACCUCAACCACCCUCUUCUCCUGCUUCCUGGAUCUGAUUUAUCCUCAGCCAGUGAAGAAUCGGGGCCCAGCUGAUAAAUACCACCCCGCACGCAUGGCACCGUUAGGCAGUCAGGACCACCCUUCAACCCCAACCUCAACCUCCGCAAUCACCCAAAAUGACCACCCCGCAAAUCAUCUACCGAAACCUUCCGGCCCCUUCGACGCCAUCUUCGACUGUUCGGAUGCAGCGCUGAAGCACGCGCGAGUGGAGCAAGGCUCGCACCGGGCCUAUAGGCUCGUGAGCUACCUGAGCAGCCCUGGUGAUGAGGCGGAAAUGCACUGCGUGUUCCGCCGGCGGUGCCCGGGCCACACCCCGACGUGGUGUACGGUCAUCGUGAAGGAGAUUAAUGUGCUUGGCAUGCGGGCUGAGAUCGCGGCAGAGGCUGCUUGUCCAUUGAUGUUGAUGUGA
This is a messenger RNA of Aspergillus homomorphus CBS 101889, 465 nucleotides long. RefSeq lists its product as uncharacterized. NCBI's taxonomy places the organism in Eukaryota, Fungi, Ascomycota, Eurotiomycetes, Eurotiales, Aspergillaceae. The transcript has 2 exons. Bases 1 to 465 code for a protein of 154 amino acids. The record is from RefSeq and is a predicted model, not a curated record.